AUGCGACACAUCCGAUCCAUGCGAGCGCUGCGUCUCUCGCAAGCUAGCAUGCUCGAAGACGCGCCGUCCGUUGCGACGGAUUCCUCGGCUUCGUCAACAGCCGUCGGUACUCCCACCAACAACAACGACAAGGACCGCACAAAGAUCACAGUCGCCUUCCUCCUCGGCCUCACAAACCCAAACUCGGAAAACAUUCUCGAAUUCCUCGCUAGUGAAGCAGCCGCCAGGACUGAAGGCGACGGGCUUGAUUCGAGUAUGAGACCGGUGGUGCCUGCCCCGUUCCCUCCGAGCUUGUCUAUCGACCAGGACUUUGCCGCCUUCCUACCGUACCCUUUCGCAACUGGUUUCGUCCCCGAGUCAAUUGACUACCUUUAUGCCAUGUCCGGGCUCGCGGAAACGUCCGGACUGACAGCGUCGCUAAUACAUACACCAACUUCAUCGUACGACCCGGCAAUAUUCGAGUCGCGGGCAGCCAUGAUCGUCUCUGAACUUGAAGAGCUCCACCAUGCAUUGAAGAUCUGCGACCCGUGGUAUGACGGAGCCUUUGACCGCGUUGCUGCGACUUCCGUCUUCUCGGCGGAGAAUCUCUGCAUGUUUGCUGCCACGUACUUCCGCGUAAGCCAUAUCGACUUUCCCAUCCUGCACCGGCCAGACUUUGGCACGGACCGGACGACGAAAGAGCUCCUAAUCGCUGUUGCUGUCUCUGGCGCCUUGAGAUCACCGCCCAGCGAUGACGCUCUAGCUGCACGGGCCUACCUGAGUCUCAUUGAGGAGUACAUCUUCAGAAGGCUCCAUAGGAUGAUCCCGAACGGCGUGACGCCUGAGUGGACCCCUGAGCUGGAGGCGAGCCUUCAAGCAGCGGUCAUGAUUCAUAGUGUGCAAUUCUUCCGAAACGAUAUGGCAACGCGGCGAAAGAACCGUACGCAAAGGCUUCCGAUGUUGGUCCAGGCUGUGCGUUGUCUUGGGCUGGCUCAGACGAGGCAUGCGCCGCUAUUUCAGUACGAUGAAUUUGUGCGGAACGAGUCUCGCAUUAGGCUGGCAACUUGGAUGGCUUUGGCAGACUGGCAACAAACCGGCAUGUUCAACGUGCCGUCCAUGAUCUCCACCUCAGAGAUAACGUGCGAUCUCCCCUGUCCGCUGGAACUAUGGGAUGCCAGCAAUGCAGAGGAGUAUUAUGAAACUGCCAAUACCAAGGGGUUCAAUCCUGCGAGGAGGAUAGUAUCACUUAAGCACUGCAUGGAUGCGUUGAUGAGCGACACUUGGAACGGUAUCAAUGGUAUGGUGCUCACUGCAAACUUGAUGGGCGUCCUGGGCCCCAGCACUCGGAAUCUCUCUCGCGCCAUCUCACGUUGGGAGGCAAUGUGGGAGACCAUACAAAGCCGCAUGGAUCCCACUGUAUUCGAAAAGAGUGGGAUGGUCAGAUACAACACUGAGCUCUGCUGGGCAGCGAAGCAGAUCAUCAAAGUCGCCAUCUCUGGGGAUCGGAGUUCGGCGUACAUGCAAAAAGUUGGCCACGAGUCUCUCGUGGAAUUGCAUGAGUUUGUGCGUCAGUACAGGGACAUAUAA
Molecule: messenger RNA, 1566 nt
Organism: Colletotrichum chrysophilum
Lineage: Eukaryota; Fungi; Ascomycota; Sordariomycetes; Glomerellales; Glomerellaceae
Exons: 4
Coding region: 1-1566 (521 amino acids)
Biological process (GO): DNA-templated transcription; regulation of transcription by RNA polymerase II
Cellular component (GO): chromatin
Molecular function (GO): DNA-binding transcription factor activity, RNA polymerase II-specific; zinc ion binding; RNA polymerase II cis-regulatory region sequence-specific DNA binding
Source: RefSeq, a predicted model, not a curated record